AUGGAGGCCGCCGUGGCGGCAUUGGAGGCAGCCGCGAAGAGGACCGCUCGAGCGGCCUCGGCUGCGAAAGAGGCUGCGGUGGCGGCCUCGGCCGCUGCGACGGAGGCUGCAGGGGUGGCCUCGGCUGCGAAGGAGGCUGUUGCGGCGGCCUUGGCUACUGCAGAGCAGGCGGCGGCGGCAUCGUCGAGAGCGAAAGAGGUUGCGAUGGCGGCGGAGGCUGCCGCGAAAGAGUCGGCAGCUGAUGCAGCGGCGACCGCGGAGGAGCUGGCGGCGGCGAUGCGCUAUUCUAAGAAGCGUAGAUUCCAUCACGGAGGGAGUGGCGGCGGCAACCCCGAUGACAGGAGAAACCUCGAUUUCAUCAGCGCCCUCCCUGACGAGGUCCUUGGCAGCAUCAUCUCCCUCCUCCCCACCAAGGACGGGGCCCGCACACAGGCUAUCUCUCGCCGGUGGCUUCCCCUCUGGCGCUCCGCGCCGCUUAAUCUCGAGGUUUCGUUUAAACAGGGUAUAAAGAACAUCAAGCUCAUCGCCUUGGUCUCGAAGAUCCUCUCUAAACACCGUGGCCAUGCCCGCCGAUUACAUCUCUUCUUGUUCAACCCCACUGACAUCCCUGCGCGCGGCGGGGAGAGCAAGAUCGAUGGUUGGCUUCGGUCUCAAGUGCUCGACGGCCUACAGAAGCUUGAUUUCAUCUACAGGAACAUGGACAUGCCACUGUCAGUGUUCCGCUUUGCUCCCACGCUCCGUUUCGCUAGAUUCAGCUGUUGCAAUUUCCCUGAAUCAGUUUCAGCUCUGCGUCUGAAAUUCCCAUGCCUCAAGCAGCUCACCCUGCACAUGGUCACCACUACGGAUGGCCUCCACAGCAUGCUCACUGGCUGCACUGCCUUGGAAAGCCUUGAGCUGAGCCAAAUUUGUGGCAAAGGUGGCCUUUGCAUUAGCUCCCAAACUCUUAGGAGCAUAGCCUUCUCCGCUGACGAUAAAAACGAAGGCGAUAUUUUUCACCUAGUCAUCAAAGAAGCCCCUGCUCUUGAAAGAUUGCUACCACUCUCUUUUUAUGAGGGUCAAGCGACCAUCCGGGUAAUUCGGGCACCUAAACUGGAGAUAUUUGGUUUGCUAUCUGAAGGCAUGCCCAAAGUCCAGUUUGGAACAACAAUUUUUGAGAAAAUGAUUGCUGUCAGCUUAAGUACCAAAAUUCAUACCAUGAAGGUUUUGGUUCUUGUCUCUAUUGGCCCUAAUCUGGAUGAAGUUCUUGACUUCCUCAAGUGCUUCCCCUCCUUGGUGAGGCUGUAUGUCAUUUCACACCCAACAAAGGACAUUGUGAGGAAGUACGGCCCAUUGGAUUCAAUUCAGUGCCUUGAGCUUAGUCUAAAGAAAUUGGUGUUAAUGAAUUACGAUGGUAGCAAGAGGUCAUCUGUUGACUUUGCAAGGUUCUUUAUUUUGAAUACUAAAAUGCUAAAAGAAAUGGAAAUCCAAGUUCUUAACAACGGAAACGACGACUGGAUGACCAAUCAACACAAGCAGCUAUGUGUGGAAAAUAGAGCUUCUCUAGAUGCUCGAAUUGAACUGAAAAUUAAAGAUAAGAAAAGCUUCAUGCGCGUGGAUACCCAUGAUUUGUCAAUGGCUGAUCCAUUUGCCUUCAUGUCCUACAAUCAAUACUACAAGAUGGGUUGGUGUUCAUACUAA
Lolium rigidum is the source of this 1677-nucleotide messenger RNA. RefSeq names its product F-box/LRR-repeat protein At2g42730-like. Gene Ontology annotation, molecular function: protein binding. NCBI's taxonomy places the organism in Eukaryota, Viridiplantae, Streptophyta, Magnoliopsida, Poales, Poaceae. The transcript is spliced from 3 exons. The coding region runs from base 1 to 1677 and encodes 558 amino acids. The record is from RefSeq and is a predicted model, not a curated record.